Molecule: messenger RNA, 879 nt
Organism: Leopardus geoffroyi (Geoffroy's cat)
Lineage: Eukaryota; Metazoa; Chordata; Mammalia; Carnivora; Felidae
Product: dnaJ homolog subfamily B member 3-like
Exons: 1
Coding region: 1-738 (245 amino acids)
Biological process (GO): protein refolding; positive regulation of proteasomal ubiquitin-dependent protein catabolic process
Cellular component (GO): cytosol; endoplasmic reticulum membrane
Molecular function (GO): ATPase activator activity; Hsp70 protein binding
Source: RefSeq, a predicted model, not a curated record
AUGGUGGACUACUACGAGGUGCUGGGCGUGCCCCGCCAGGCCUCGUCCGAGGCCAUCAAGAAGGCGUACCGCAAGCUGGCGCUCAAGUGGCACCCCGACAAAAACCCCGAGAACAAGGAGGAGGCGGAGAGGCGGUUCAAGCAGGUGGCCCAGGCCUACGAGGUGUUGUCAGACGCCACGAAGAGGGAUGUCUACGACCGCUACGGCGAGGCCGGAGUGGAGGACUGCGGCGGGGGCGGCGGGGGCGGUGGGCCUUUCCGCGACCCCUUCGAGCACGUCUUCACCUUCCGCGACCCAGCCGAGGUCUUCAGGGAGUUCUUCGGCGGCCGGGACCCAUUUUCCUUUGACUUCUUUGGAGACCCGCUGGGGAACCUUGUGGGCGGUCGGAGGAGCUCCCGGAGAAGCAGAAGCAGAAGCAGGGGGACCGCGCCCUUCUUCACCGCCUUCAGUGGAUUUCCAGCAUUUGGGGGUGGUGUUUCUUCUUUUGAUACAGGAUUUAGCUCCUUUGGUUCCCUGGGGAAUGAAGGCCUUUCUUCCUUCGCCAUGUCUUAUGGUAGUGGUGGGACCGGCAACUUCAAAUCCAUGUCGACUUCCACCGAAAUCGUCAAUGGCAAAAAAAUCACCACCAAGAGAAUCAUUGAGAAUGGCCAAGAAAGGGUGGAGGUGGAAGAAGACGGAGAGUUAAAGUCCCUGGUCGUAAAUGGCAGAGAGCAGUUGCUACACAUUGACGCCAAGUAAUUCCAGUCCAAGUUGAAUUCAAAAAACAUUGUGAGGAGCAGCAGGACUUUUUUUUUUUUUUUUUUUUUUUUUUUGAAGAUUGCAAGUGCACUCUACUUUCAGAACAACUGUACUCGAGAAUUUAUAAACAGUUCAUGCCGA